CCACCCGGCAGCGUGCACGGCUGCUGCGGCGAGCCAGUGCUGCGAUGGCUCGCCGCCGGUGCAGAGGUCGGAGCUGGCUGCGCCGCGCGUCUUUCUGGUUGCUGGUGUUCUGGCUUUCUGCAAGUGCUACAAUCUUCUGGAAGACCUACUCACAAUAUAAAAACAAACCACAACAUAUAUAUCUUCGGAGCAUUUUAGGGCGAGGACUCUGCCUAUCUCGUGCAACUGCAGCUGUCCUGAAUCUUGCAUGCUGUCUUGUACUGAUCCCUAUGUGCCGCAGCCUCAGCUCAGCACUCCACUCUACAUUUGGCCAUGCUGCACUUUCCUUCUGGUUGCAGAAAGGAAAGUUCAUCCAUAUAACUUGUGCCAUUACAAUUCUACUUGCUGCAGCUAUACAUACAGCUGCUCAUGUUGCAAAUGCAGUGAAUUUCUCCAGAUAUUAUUCUCAUGAUUUUCCCGAAAUCAACUGGGCCAGUUAUGAAGGACAGGCCCCUUUGGCAAUGAUACUCACAUCAGUGGCAGGAAUAACUGGAGUGGCUAUGGUUGUGCUGCUUUGCAUCCUUGCAGUGAUGUCAGUGGGAUAUGUUCGCAAGAGACACUACAAUGCCUUCUGGUUCACACAUCAUCUUUUCCUGCCUUUUUUGCUCCUGCUGUUGUGUCACCCUCUCAGUGGUGUACUGAAGGAAUUAAAAAAUCCAGAGGAACAUAUUCCUGGUUGCCUCAUAAAUGUCACUGGCAACAUCACAGAAGUGCAAAGUUCAAAACAUAUCAUAUGCAAAAGUGAAGCAAUUUUUGUUCCAAUGGAGUCUCAGGGUUGGCUAUGGAUUGUACUACCACUGAGUAUAUACAGCGUAGAUGCCACGUACAGAGUAAUGCGACGAAAUGUUAGGUCUGUAACUGUAUUACAAGUUACAAGACUACCAGGUGCAGCCAUCAGACUUCAGCUGCAAUGUUCCUUCACAUGCCAGCCUGGUCAGUAUAUCCUGCUUCAGUGUCCUGUGAUAUCUUCAUUUGAGUGGCAUCCAUUCUCCAUCACAUCUGUAAGUAAUUUACAUGGCUGUUCCAGCUUCAGUAUUCUCAUACAGGCUAAAGGAGAUUGGACAGGUGAACUCUGUGGCCGUGUUUUGGUGCCUUUCUCGCACUGCCAGCAAACAACUGAGCUCUGCAGAUGGCCAUCUCCAGAACCAGUGAGGUUUCUGGUAGAUGGACCAUUUAGCAGUUCAUUGCAAAGCAUUCUUCACACACCAGUUGCCAUCUGUAUUGCAGGAGGUUCUGGAGUGACACCAUUUGCAAGCGUUUUUCAACAUCUAUUGGAUUGCACAGCACUUCCUCACUUACCAGAACGGUUACAUUUUGUCUGGUUACUGAAAAAUGUGGAACAGCUACUGUGGUUUGCAAGCUUACUGUGUUCAUUGCAUGACAGAUUCUGGAUGAACAACCAACCUGACCGUUUGAACAUAAUACUACAUGUCACAAAGAACUACAGCUCAGCAUGUAACACAGUUGAAAUUAGCCAGGAAUACAAGGUUUUGUUACACCGACUUCAGAAUGGUCGUCCAAAGUGGGGUAGCCUUUUUAAACAAUGGAAAAAUAUGUACAGAAUGCCAAAUGUUGCAGUAUUUGCCAGUGGUCCAACAUCAUUAACAAAAGAAAUUAAAAAACAUUGUUAUAAAUGUUCAAAAAAUGGCACAUCAUUCAGGUUCAUGCGUGAAUCAUUUUGAGAGUGCAGUUGAAACUGCCAAAAAUACCAAAGAUAGUGUUUUAUAGUUCAAGAAUAUUUUUGGAAUAUUGUAUUAUAUUAUUUUGUAUUGUCAUUUUGUUAAAUAUAUUUGAUUUUGUUAUAGUUUGUUUCUUUAUUCAGACAUACCCUAAUAACCUCAAACUGUUGGAAACACUAAUAAUCAUGAAGUCAGCAGAAAAAAUAUUCACUGUACAAAAUAGUUAGCUUAGUCACUAAAAUACUGAAGCAAGGCUGAAUCAUGUUUCAGAUGUAUGAGAUUUCUUAUUGUGAUAAUUAUUUUAAACUGGGAGCUAUAACAAAAUCACAGGGUGAUUUAGUCAGACAAACCUUCAGUUGUCUGUUUAAGCAAUUAAAUCCUCUUGGUAGUUUGUUGAGAAAAUACAAAAAUACUACAUACUGUGUUCAUAAAUUCAUGUAUGUCAAAUUUCAGCAAAGCUACAAUUCUUGAUUUUUAAAUGCUUUGUUUUACAUUUUGCUUCAGUGAAUCAGGGUUCAACUGGCAAUUAUGAGUCUACUAAAGUUCAGAACAUCAAUCACUCAGUCAUAAUAUGCAAACAAAUUUUUAAUCAUUUCCAAACUUAAUAUUUCAUUUUCAUUAGAGCUUAAAUUCAUAAGUCUCUGUCAGUCUGUGACAGUUCAUCUUCUUUAUUUCUUUGUUUGUUGUCCUCAGUGUCAAAGUACUGCAUUGUGAUACUUGCUGAAAAAUGGGGUGUGGAAGUACAACACUAACUAGUUUAAAUAAUGUAGCCGACAUGAGCACAGUUGCAUUUCACAGAAGUUUACUUUCA
This is a messenger RNA of Schistocerca gregaria, 2529 nucleotides long. Its product is annotated as NADPH oxidase 4-like. Lineage: Eukaryota; Metazoa; Arthropoda; Insecta; Orthoptera; Acrididae. Gene Ontology annotation, molecular function: superoxide-generating NAD(P)H oxidase activity. The coding region runs from base 45 to 1721 and encodes 558 amino acids. The transcript has 16 exons. Gene Ontology annotation, cellular component: plasma membrane; NADPH oxidase complex. Gene Ontology annotation, biological process: superoxide anion generation; defense response. The record is from RefSeq and is a predicted model, not a curated record.